Messenger RNA from Heterotrigona itama, 1422 nucleotides. The record is from the annotation of a GenBank genome assembly. NCBI's taxonomy places the organism in Eukaryota, Metazoa, Arthropoda, Insecta, Hymenoptera, Apidae.
AUGAUAUUUAAAAGCGACAGGGUAUAUUAUAAUGCGAAGAAUAUAUUUUAUAGACUGUUAUGUAAAUGUUUGUAAUGAGUUCCUUGAAAUGAAUUAAAACCUAUGUUCAGAUUGUAACAGUAGAGUAUAGUUUGUAUAGUAUAAAUAGUAUUUGUUAUUUUAGGUUAUAUAUCUUCAGAUAGGGCAUGAGAAAUUAUUUCUUAAUGACUGUUGAAAUUUCUUGUAUAUUUACUUUCCAAAGUAUAAUGUCUAUGAAACAUGAUGAAAUAUGUGUUUGCACAAUGAAAGAUAAAUCAGAGGAAGAGGAUACAUCCUCUGAUGUUCCAAUUCCUAUACAAAAUGAUAAAGAUCAUAUCUUUGAAAAUCAAAUAAAUUUUUGCAUUGUGAGUACCUCACUCCCAGAUGUAAUGGAAGAUAAUAUUAAUAGAAGUUCAACAUUUAAUAUCCAAGAUUUGAAAUUGUCAAUGAAUUCUUUCGAAAAACAUAAGUGGUAUCCUGCACCAAAAAUGGCAGAAGAAUUAGCAGCACAAAGAUUCAUAAAGCCUGGUAGUCACAAAGGUAAAGGCCUUGCAGUCUUUACCAGUGGAGGUGAUUCUCAAGGAAUGAAUGCAGCAGUUCGAGCAGUUGUCAGAAUGGGUAUUUAUCUAGGAUGUAAAGUUUUUUUCAUUAAAGAAGGCUAUCAGGGUAUGGUAGAUGGUGGAAAUAAUAUUAUAGAAGCAAAUUGGUCAUCUGUCUCUUGUAUCAUUCAUAGAGGUGGCACAGUAAUAGGAUCUGCUCGCUGCAAAGAAUUUAGGGAACGUGCUGGUCGUAGAACAGCUGCAAAAAAUUUAGUAACUCAUGGAAUAACCAAUUUGGUUGUAAUAGGAGGCGAUGGUUCUCUUACUGGUGCAAAUUUAUUUAAAGAAGAGUGGCCAGAUCUCUUAAAAGAAUUAGCUGAUGCAGGUGAAAUUACUCCAGAACAAGCUGAAAAAUACCAACAUUUACAUAUUGCUGGUAUGGUAGGUUCUAUCGAUAAUGACUUUUGUGGGACUGAUAUGACUAUUGGUACCGAUUCUGCGUUACAUCGUAUUAUUGAAAGUAUCGAUGCUAUUGUUAGCACUGCAUAUUCCCAUCAAAGAACAUUUAUAAUGGAAGUUAUGGGUCGACAUUGCGGGUAUUUGGCAAUUGUGGGUGCUUUAGCGGCAGAGGCAGACUAUGUUUUCUGCCCGGAAUCACCACCUCCUGCUGACUGGCCUGAUAAAUUAUGUAAAAAAUUGGAGCAGGCACGUUGUUUAGGAUAUUAUAAAUUUACAUGUUACAGUGUAUCUGACGUUAGCUUCAAGUUUAUCUUCCGAAGCAUGCUAUUGCUUUAUACCUGAAGUUCCGCCGUCAGGUGAUUGGGUCGAGGAACUUUGCAAAGCUGUGCAACAGGCACGUCCUUGA